AUGAUGGGCAGUUUCGCCCGUGUCUCCGUUCUCGCGUCGCAAUUGACUGUGUUGAGCUCCGCCAACACAACUGUUCCGGUGCUGCCCCCAGUAGUAAGCGACGCGGUGCCUUGUGGCGUAGUAGAUCGGCCGUCCUCAGCGGGGCCGCUGCGGUGCCAUGAGCAGGCGACUACGGACUGCCCUGGCCUGUCUGAGCUCUCGCACAGCUGUCCAGCCAGCUGCCCCUACGUGGCCCCGCACCCGUACCUGAGCUGCGUGUUCGAGUGCGCUUCUGCAACAAGCUGUUCCAGCGCCAACGCCAACCGUGCAUAUCCGAACAACCACACGAAGCAGUGCGAGCCUUGCUCGGUCGUGGGCUGCCGGCGUUGCGCUUCGCAGGACACGUGCGCCGAGUGCUUUGAAAACUUUUGGCCGGAAUUCGGUGGCAGAGUGUGUGUUUAUGUAUGGGACGACCGUGCACAGAGUGGCGUCCAUGCGGCUUUCGCUUUUGCUUUGCUCACCGUCCUCCUCGUCUCUGCAGGAGUCUAUGUGAUAGACCGCUGCAAUUGUUUCGGCCGGUGCCUUCCACAAGAGAUCGAGAGCACCGCCAAUGAGUUGGAAGAGGACGAGGAAGAUGCACUCGUCCGUGUACAGCAUGAAUGUAGCCUGUCGAAGUUUGACACUCAAGGACAGAGCCAAGAAGCGAUGGAACCCGAUGACUACGACACCACCUUGCUGGCCAUCAACCAGGGCAAGCUCCACCGCCUGCGGUGCAAGGUGAAGAACUUGGAGCCACAACGGACAGAGGGGAUGCGCCACUCACAGAGUCUCUUGGGGCACAUGGAGCGUCAGCAGGUCGUGCAGGAGUUUACGUCCACAACGCUUCUGGGGCGCUUCAAGAACGUCCACUUCGGCGUGGAUCUUCACAAGAAGUUUCUGGUGGGCGUUGGGCUGCCACUCUUCCAUCAGUGGCACUUAUUCCUGGCCGUGUACAGCCUGAUCAUGUGUGCUGGGACUGCCUGGAUCUACUGGGGCUCCACGCUCAGUGGGCAGCUGAUGCGCGCAGGCUUUGGCGAGACAGAGGAGAACGCAGCACGGCCCCAGUGGAUUUUGUGA
Molecule: messenger RNA, 1095 nt
Organism: Symbiodinium natans
Lineage: Eukaryota; Dinophyceae; Suessiales; Symbiodiniaceae
Source: the annotation of a GenBank genome assembly